AUUACCCGAGGCCUUUUCAUUGUGCUUGAAAUCAAAACGAGGUUGCUGUCUCUAUAUGUUUACACUUGAAACCGUGCGGAAAUGUGCUGUAAAGUCGUCGUUAGUUCGCGUUAGCUGGAUUACUAACGUUAGAGGCUGCAGUAAAAGUUGAGAUGGGAAAAGCUGUAGCUAACGUUAUCUCAAUACGUGCGCCGGGUUUUGUUCUGUCCUCGACUGGAGCUGUCCCCGGAAAUGUCUUAAUACAUCCGCAAAUACAUUGCUAAAAAGUUUGACCAUUAUAAGGCAGUAAUAAUACCACAUGAGUAUUCAGUGAUAUUUUGGUUUCUAUUUCACAAAUCUGGUCACCACAGCAUUUUUGGCCAUCGGAAUCACACCGGUCUAGACAGGCAUCAUCACCUAUAGGUUUAUUGGAUCUUUGACAUGAGAUCAUGAGCCUGUGUUUUCGGUCUUGUGUUGAUAAACAUGUUCUGACAGCUGAGGAUAACGAGUGCUUUAUUAUUAGAUCCAUUACAAUUCCACAACUAUUCUGAUGGCUCACAGUUGUGUUAUUUAUCUCUGUAGUAACUAACGUACAUUGCAACUGCAUAACAUAGAUCACAUAAAAACAACGUAUUGUCUGUAUUGGGCCUAUUUUAAAUCAAACUCAAUAAUUCAAAUCAUUUUCUGGGAGAUAAAAAGGAUUUUAGAAGGAAGUACAGUGUUAUGCUGUUCUUUUUACAGUUUGACACAUGCCUUGGGAAAAAAUAUAACUACCACCUACUUCAUGAAAUAUCUGAAUUUAAAGGGGUCAUGAAUUGAUAAAUACAAUUUUAUUUGAUCUUUCAACAUGUAAGAGGUCAUUGUGCUAUACAAAUAUCCUGUUAGUUCCUCAUUAGUUCAAAAACAGAUUUUAUUGAAAGCAAGCUAAGAAAACUACUUGUUUCAGAUUUUGGCACAUUAUUACAUCAUUGUGGGAUGAAAGACGGCCUCUACAGAAGAUCAACGCCUACUUCUACACCAUUGCCUCUUUACCGGAGUCCUCCGAUUCACACGUGUCGUGUAGUAGUAAAUACGAGACAAACACAGGAUUGUUUACUCCAACAACAAAAUGAUAGAGGAUCUUCUGAGGAUUACAAAAUGUGAAAAGCACAGUCUUUGCAUUGCCAUCCUUAUGAUCCUACCAUUAAGAAAGCAUAGAUGAGCUUUAUUUUUAACCAAGUUUUAGUGAGAUCGUGUCAGUAAGACACUAUUCGUUUGUUUGCUUCAUUUUACUGCGGAUUUGUUUUUAAACAAGUCAAAUGCAGGCUUUUCUCAGAGACUGAAAAUAAAAGAUGAUGCAGUGAUGACUACAGAAGUCCCAGUGCGGAGAGCAUGGCGUCCCUGUGCCAGAGUCAGCAGCGCUGUUUGGAGGCUUCCAUCGCGUCCCAGUGGCAGCUGGCAGAAGCACAGGACCAGCUCUGCGGUCUGGAGCUCCACAGCUCGGAGUCUGUGGAGCAGGAGCGUGCACGAGCCCUGGCCUCCUCCGCUGAGCUCUCGCAGACCGAACAGGAGUGGAGACAUAAGGAGAGGAUGCUGGGAAGAAGCCCCACUCUGUGUCCUGAGGCCAGCCGAGAUGUGUUUAACAAGAGUAUUAUAAACAUGUCACAGUCUUGGCCUAAUGAAUCUGAUCAUGAUAAGAACUUGGGCUUCAACCAGUGCAAUGAAGAACUCUUGAAACAUUUUGGUAUGUUGAGGAGGUGGGAUGAUAGUCAGCGCUUUCUAGCAGAGUACCACCAUCUCAUCUGUGAAGAAACGGCCAAUUACCUGAUCCUGUGGUGCUUCCGUCUGCAGGCAGAGCAAAAAGAGGCCUUAAUGGAGCAGGUGGCUCAUCAGGCCGUCGUCAUGCAGUUUAUUCUGGAAAUGGCCCGCAACACACAGCAAGACCCACGAGGCUGCUUCCGUCAGUUCUUUCAGAAAGCCAAAGCUGGGCAGGAGGGAUAUUUGGAUGUCUUUCACACAGAACUCAUAGCUUUCAAGCAGCGAGUGAAAGAGUGUACCAUGAAAUCAAGAGGAGGAACUCCAAACGAGGCAGUGCACCAAAACACACCGCCAGGCUGUCGCCUCGACCCCAAGGAGGUUUUGGAGUCUUUGCCACCGGAGCUGAAAACAUGCAUCCAGAUGCAAGAUAUGCAGAUUCUUCAGAAUGUGCUGAGCAACAUGAACCCACAGGUGGCAGAAUACCACGUGAAGCGCUGCUUGGAGGCAGGAGUUUGGACGAAUAUACCACGAGCCUCCAAAGAGGAGAGUUCAGAAACGGACGAGUGGAGGAUGAUGGAGACCUAGCAGUGAAGACAAACCUUCAGUUGGAAAACGGCUUUGGGUCGGAGGAGGCUGCUGUGCUCAAAGACUUUUCUUUUGUAUCCGUGCCUGAAUGUGUGCUGCACUUUAUAUUUGUUUAAUAGAGAAAGUAUUUUAAAAAGAAGACAGGAAACUGUAUUUUGUUACAUUUCUGUUGCUCACUUUUCUGUUUUAGCCGUUUGAAAAAAAGUUUAGGAAAGUGCUACAAGCAGGAGUGCAAAGGGAAAACCCAAAUAUAUCCGCAUAGUUUGAACCUUUUUUGUUAUAAAUUGGUUUUAAAUCAACAAGAUCAGUGAUAUUUGAGAAGCCUUUUGCUGUUUUCUUUGUGUUUGAAGUUUUUGUUUCGUGUCUCCACCUUUGGAUUGUAAUCUAUAAGGUCCACUGCACGUUGAACUGCAGCUGCUAUCUGGGAAGUGUUUCAUGUGUGCAUGAACGCGGCAGAUAACAGUGGCUUCAUGCAGAUAGAGGAACGACACUGAGGCGGGGCAGGAACGCCCACUUUAUCGUCAUGCUGGGAGUGAGACCUUUGCAAAAAUUAAUUUCCAGGUCCAACUAUACGGCAUGAAACCAGCAAUGCAAUGUACUUACAGUUUGAAUGAAAGAGAUUCACAUUUAAGUUUGAUUUGAUAUCAAAAGCAAAAAAAUGGCAAACGUCAAAGCGAUAUUUCGUCUGAGGUUUUAAAUUCUGUCAUUAUUUUCUCACCCUCAUGUCGUUCCUAACCUGUAUGAUUUAUAUUAUAUACAAUGAAGGUUCAUGGGGUCCAAAGAAUGUUGUUUUGGACCCCAUUGACUUUCAAUAAAUGGUUAAAACAAAACAAAAAAAACAUUCUUCUAAAUAUGUAUAAUAUAAUAUUUUGUGUUCUACACAGAAGAGAGCAAGUCAUACAUGUUUGAAACAACAUGAGAGUUGUGUAAAACGAUGACAGAAUGUACUUUUUUGGAUGAACUGUCCUUCAGAAUAAGAUUUUGAGAGCUUUCCCUUACCAGAUUUUAGGAAACGUAUUCAUUGAUAUAAUUGCAUUGAGACCCUGCAGAAGCGGUUUGCGCAUCACAUCCAGCCAGUUUGCAUUGCUUGUACUGCACACAUUUACAGCAAACCUAGGAUUUGUGUUAUAAUAAAUGUGGUGAUAUUGUGCAAGUCUUUUACGAUCAGAUCAAACAAACUGAAUUAAAUCUUUAGACCCACA
This is a messenger RNA of Pimephales promelas (fathead minnow), 3503 nucleotides long. It is a transcript of the gene cdc37l1, whose product is annotated as cell division cycle 37 like 1, HSP90 cochaperone. Gene Ontology annotation, molecular function: heat shock protein binding; protein-folding chaperone binding. Gene Ontology annotation, cellular component: cytoplasm. The record is from RefSeq and is a predicted model, not a curated record. Gene Ontology annotation, biological process: protein stabilization; protein folding. NCBI's taxonomy places the organism in Eukaryota, Metazoa, Chordata, Actinopteri, Cypriniformes, Leuciscidae.